AUGUCGAGGCUGACGCUUUAUCAGGCUGUCGGAAAAACUUUGACCAAUCAUUGUGCACGGAGCGCCGAGCCGGGCCGCUCCACUCCGCUGCUGGGCGCGCCCGGGGAGCUGCUCAAGCCCGGCGCGCCCGAGUACAGUUUGGAAACUUCGGCGGGCAGGGAGGCCGUGCUGGCUAAUCAAAGACCCGGCUACGGGGACAAUAAAAUUUGCGAAGGAAGCGAGGACAAAGAAAGGCCGGAUCAAACCAACCCCUCUGCCAACUGGCUGCACGCCCGCUCCUCCCGGAAAAAGCGCUGCCCCUACACCAAAUACCAGACGUUGGAACUAGAGAAAGAGUUUCUGUUCAAUAUGUACCUCACCAGGGACCGCAGGCACGAAGUGGCCAGACUCCUCAAUCUCAGUGAGAGACAAGUCAAAAUCUGGUUUCAGAACCGGCGGAUGAAAAUGAAGAAAAUGAACAAGGAGCAGGGCAAAGAGUGACAGGAUCCCGGCUGCCCCUCCCAGCCCUGCCCCACCUCACCCUCUUUCCUGUGCUGGCCGCAGAGCCGGCACUGCCUGGGAAGUGUCCGGUGGUGGUGACAGAAGGGCUCCCUCCUCAGUCCCUCAGCACACCCGGCGCUGUGUCCUCCCCUCGCCUGCCCCCGUGUGUCCUUCCCUUCUCUCUGGCCGCCAGGAGAAACUUUGGUUCAGUUAGAAGCUAGAAGUAGUUGGUUCCUAAGAAGAUGGCGGUCACAGGCGAGAGACCCUAGCUAGUCAAGCUCCUAGCGUCCCCUUGUGAUUUUUCUGGGAGGCCCCAGUCCCUCACCUCCAGCCUGCUUGGUCCACUGCCCCUGUACCUAUCCAAAGUCCCCCAGGACACCCCAACCACACAGCUCAGCGCCUGCCACAGGCGUGUCCUUGGGAGCCCACAGUCAGAAUGGGGGAGCAGCAGAGGGGAAAGGAAGAGGCCCCCUCAGAUGCCAGUGUGGCGGAAAUGCCCCCCUAAAGCCACCGGGCAAGCCUGGGCCCUCUGACACAGCAGGAAGGGGUCUAGACACGGACGCCUAGGGGUGCUGCAGCCCCGCCCAAGCUGCAGCACCCCAUGCAGCGCCCAACUGCGCCCGAACCUGGGCCGUCCCACCCCCACCCCCACGCCGAUGGGCUCCGAGGAGCCGGAAGGGCAGUGGGGGCCCUGUGAGGUGUCUCGGCAGCACCACUCAUGUUGGUGGCAGGAAAUGUUGGACUCUGCAUGAUACUUUCCUGUCUUUCCAACAAAAGGAGGGCAGGCUGGGCUGUGAGGAAUCAGCCCUGCUCCCCUGGACGGACUGUAGCUCUCCUGGCUUCCCCAGCCCUGCAUUUCCCUGGCCCUUUCAGUACCAGUGCGUCCAGCCACACCUUGCAGACCCCCAUGCCCCCCAGGUCAGCCCCACUGAGACAGGAAGGCCAGCGAAAGAGAAUCCCACGGAGGAUGAUCCGGAGUCAGUGACCUCCCAGCUUGCUUCCGAGUUAGCUGUCUGUCUGUCGGGCCAAGGAGCAGCAGAGGCCCCAGCGAGCACACCUGGUGUGCCACCCCCACCCCAGGCCGGCGGAGAACCCCAAGCGGGUGGCUGCCGGGCACUGGGCUUUGCCUCCACUGUUCCAGCCUGGCUGGGGUUCAGUGGGGCGAAGGAGAAAGACCCAGGCCCCAAGCAAAGCUAGCUCUGCCCCCCUGUCCCCCUUGGGGUGCCCCCCCCACUGCUGGACUUGCCCCUGCCUCUCCUGACCCCGCCAGGGGCCAUCCCAGUAGAACUUCUUUUGCUUUGUCGGUGGCUGUUGUGAAAUUGUGCUGUGUUUUGUGAUUUCUUUGGGGGGGGUGAUUGUUUUCAGUUGUGGCUUCUGUGGGGGGGGAGUGGG
Messenger RNA from Fukomys damarensis (Damara mole-rat), 1872 nucleotides. It is a transcript of the gene Hoxb9, whose product is annotated as homeobox B9. Gene Ontology annotation, cellular component: nucleus. Gene Ontology annotation, biological process: embryonic skeletal system morphogenesis; regulation of transcription by RNA polymerase II; anterior/posterior pattern specification. NCBI's taxonomy places the organism in Eukaryota, Metazoa, Chordata, Mammalia, Rodentia, Bathyergidae. The transcript has 3 exons. The record is from RefSeq and is a predicted model, not a curated record. Gene Ontology annotation, molecular function: DNA-binding transcription factor activity, RNA polymerase II-specific; RNA polymerase II cis-regulatory region sequence-specific DNA binding. The coding region runs from base 1 to 480 and encodes 159 amino acids.